GAGCUGAACUCCACCACAUACUGUGAAGACUUCAAGAGGAUCCAGACCUGCAGAACAAAAGCCAUUUCACUUUCACUAAGUUUUGCAAUCAACAAAAAACACGGAGACAUGGCAGCUGAUCAAAUAGUAGUUCCUGCUCUUGGUCGACCUUUCACCUUGGGGAUGCUCUAUGACGCCCGGAAAGAACAAAUUGUCCCAGGUGUCACUAUUUGGGAUGAAGAAAAUUUACAAGCGAUGACUAAAAAGUGUGAUCAGCAUAGCAGUGAUUUUCAAAUCACUAAAUUUAAUUCACUGGAAGAGAAAUCCUCUCUGCUUGACAUGAAUGCUUCCAUAAAGGCCAGCUUCAUGGGAGGCCUGAUUGAUGUUGAAGGAUCUGCAAAGUUUCUGAAUGACAGGAAGCAAUCCUUCCAUCAGAGCAGAGUAACUUUUCAGUACAACGCCACAACCAUCUUUGAGCAGCUGAUGUUGUCAGCUGCUGACAUUAGAAAGAACCAGCAGUUAAGUAAUUUGGUCAGAAGUUCAGCUACUCACCUGGUAACAGGAAUCCUUCAUGGAGCAACAGCUUUCUUUGUGUUUGACAGCGAGGCAUCAGACGUUAGCAGCGUUCAGGAUCUUGAAGGCAGCAUGCAGGCUGUGAUCAAGUUGAUUCCCUCAUUUAAUGUUGAAGGGAAAGUUGAUAUAAAACUCACUGACAGUGAAAAAUCUGUGUGUGAUAAAAUGACCUGCAAGUUUUACGGUGACUUCCUCCUGGAAAGCAACCCUGCAACAUUCGAAGAGGCAGUGAAAUCUUACACAGACCUCCCAAAACUCCUGAUAGACAAGAAGGAAAAUGGCGUGCCAGUUAAAGUUUGGAUGAUGCCUCUGAAGAAUUUGACCCCAUCAGCUGCUAGGGUGAUGGCUGACAUCAGUCCUGAUACUGUAGGAAAAAUUCAAGAUGCUCUGGAGGCGAUGGACCAACUGAAAAUAAGAUGCAACAAGUGCCUGGAAGACAGAUAUCAUUUCCCUUCCAUUCAUAAAAAAUUGAACAGUUUCAAACAUAGUUGUGAUGAAAAUAUAACAAAACUUCAAGACAUGUUGGCAGAAAAUAUACCCCCCAUUAGGGCAGGUGAGAAACCAGAGGAGGAGCUGCUGAAGUUAACCGAUGACAAGGAGAAGCCUCCGUUCAAUAUCAAGGAACUGAAGGAGCGGAUGAAGAAUAUUGAAAGAGAAGUCGUGGUAAUCAGAUCCUGUGAAGAGAUGAUGAAGGAAGCAAAGAUUAUAACAAGUACAGCAGAGCUGGAUGAAGAGAUUUUUAAUCCUGAAGUAGAUGAAGUUCUCUGCUUCGUUUUCACCUCCUUAGAAACCAAAGACUCCCCUCCUAAGGAAAAUAAACCUGCCUGGUACUACGACAACAAGCUGAUAGCCAAAGCAAGAGAAAAAGCCAGGAUGUUGGGGGAUCUUGCAAGAGCUCUGAAGAGCAGCAGCAGGUACAGAUGUGUUGUGGCAGAAAUCAGUGAUCCACAGCAUGAAGGAGCAACGAUUUACCACUACAGGCAGAACGAACUCCUCAGCAAGGAUUUCAACAAACCCGAAGUUCCUGAUGUGGAGAAGAUUACAGCAAGAAGAGAUUUAAUCUGGUAUGCUACUGAACUCACCCUGGAUCCAGACACAGCACACCCAAACGUUACUCUUCAAGGAAAAACAGCAACACAUGGAAAUGAGGAACAGCCAUACCCUGAUCUUCCUCAGAGGUUUGAUAGAAACUUCCAGGUUUUCUGCAAAGAGAAGUUGGAUGGGCAGCAUUACUGGGAGGUGGAGUGGAGUCUCGACAACACCGCAAAUGUUGGUGCUGCUGUUUGCUAUGGAAGUAUGAAGCGCAAAGGUUUUUCUGAAGCUACUACAAUAGGGGCUAAUGCAGAGAGCUGGAUAUUUGGAUAUGCGUACAGGAACAGUGGAGAGGUAAGAAUUACUUCUUUCUUCAGAAAUCAUGAAAAUAAAUUAGAAAAUAUAGACGUUCCUAUGACAGGCUGCCCCCGUGUGGGACUUUUUCUGGAUUGGAUAAAAGGCUCGCUCUCCAUCUACAUCGUUACAGGCGAACAGCUGAGCCACAUUUUUACUUUCAAAGAAACGACUUUCUCUGAGGCCGUUUAUCCUGCAUUAGAAGUCUGGAAUGAAAAUAACUUUGCCCGCCUUUGUUUUUGAAUUCUGUGGUACAAGAUUAUGAAUAGAUUGAACUAUUAACAAAAUAAGAAAUAUUAAUUCUUAGCUCUUCUCAUCUGUAAGAAAUGACCAAAAAAGUGUUCAAAUAUGGAAAUGAGCUAGAAUUACAAAUUAUUGAUCAAAGUAAAUAAGGUUCAUAUAGUAGAGUAUAGCACCUUUAAUAACCCAUUUAAUGAACGGAGGAAAACAUUUAUGCAGUUUCAUAAAUAAAUCUAAAUCUAAAUGUAACCAUGUACUAACUAAAGGAGUUAAAGGAGGAGAACUACUAACCACUAAUUAUAUGAUUUUACUUUAUGAUCUUUUCACUAAAAAUGGAUGGUUUUAAAUUAAUUAAUUUUAAUAUUUUGUUCAAAACUCCUCACAGUUUGCAAAAAGGAAAUGCAUUUCUGGAAUCCUUUAUGUAAAAACAUUCAUUGUCCACAUAUCUCUUUUAUGAUGGAACAUUAUUCAGUUUUAUUUUGAUAUUUUGUUAAUAGGUACAAAAAUGUUUGAUUUUUCUUGAUUUAUAAUCUAAUAUUUUGAUCUCAGGGUUGUUGGCAUUGAUUGAUUAUGGAUAAAAGCAAAAAUAAUUAUUUUUGUUGCUUCUUAGGAUUUGCUAAAACAUCGUUUGAAAUUAUGUUCAGAUUUUUAUAUUUGAUUAAAAUACAGUAUGUCAUUUUAUGUUUUCUUAUAUUAGUCACUUUUAUGUUUCAUUGGUUUGCUGUUUUAGUUGCUUUGAAAUAAAAUGUGCUCAGAAUUA
Messenger RNA from Poecilia latipinna (sailfin molly), 2938 nucleotides. RefSeq names its product stonustoxin subunit beta-like. The coding region runs from base 109 to 2181 and encodes 690 amino acids. Lineage: Eukaryota; Metazoa; Chordata; Actinopteri; Cyprinodontiformes; Poeciliidae. Gene Ontology annotation, molecular function: protein binding. The record is from RefSeq and is a predicted model, not a curated record. The transcript has 4 exons.